AUGUCUGCUGUGGUUACUCGCAAGCGAAGUCGCUCUCAAUCCGCAGAGAAGGCGGUGGAGCAGCGAGAAGCAGCCCCAGCUGUGCGCCGUGAAAAGAUCAUUGAGGAGGAAGAGAAGUCCGCCAUUCGUCAACUAGUGAUGUCUAUUUUGCAGGACUGGCAGAGUGCGCAGAAGCUUCUCAAUGAGGAGAUCAUCCGCACUGUGCUGCGUCGUGUGCGACCGGUGCUGAUGUCGCAACCGAUGUUGGUGAGAGUUGAGGCCCCCGUUAACGUCUGUGGGGACAUACACGGCCAGAUCAAUGAUCUCGUAGAGAUAUUCCGGGCGGGUGGGAUGCCACCCGAGUCGCGCUACUUGUUCCUUGGCGAUUAUGUGGAUCGUGGGAAGUACGGCACAGAGGUGAUCACCGUGUUACUCGGUCUGAAGGUCCUUCACCCUGAUAAGAUCUGCAUCCUUCGUGGCAACCACGAGUCUGAGAGCAUCUGUAGAAUAUAUGGCUUCUUUGACGAGGUGAAGCGCCGCUUUUCAGUGAAGCUUUUCAAGGAGUUCACGGACGUCUUUAAUUGUCUUCCCAUCGCUGCUCUCAUUGAGGAGAUUGCGCUCUGCAUGCACGGCGGCCUGAGUCCAGAACUACGCAACCUCAACCAGAUUGAUCAGAUUCGCCGUCCGCUGAUGGUGCCGGACGCGGGGUUAGCCUGCGACAUUUUGUGGUCGGACCCCGAGGAGAAUAGCUGCGGGUGGAUGCAGAGCGAGCGCGGGGUGAGCUACACAUUUGGCGAGGACGUCGUGCGGCGGGCCUGCAACAAUCUUAAAAUUGACGUUGUGCUGCGCGCCCAUCAGGUAGUCGAUAACGGUUACGCAUUUUUUUCAGAGAGGCGGUUGGUGACAAUCUUUAGUGCAUCAAACUACUGCGGUGAGUUCACAAACAGUGGGGCGAUGAUGAUGAUGGACGAGAACUGCAAGUGUAGUUUUCAGAUCUUUAAGCCGCAGUACUAG
Molecule: messenger RNA, 993 nt
Organism: Trypanosoma rangeli
Lineage: Eukaryota; Euglenozoa; Kinetoplastea; Trypanosomatida; Trypanosomatidae
Product: serine/threonine-protein phosphatase PP1 beta
Exons: 1
Coding region: 1-993 (330 amino acids)
Cellular component (GO): nucleus; cytoplasm
Molecular function (GO): protein serine/threonine phosphatase activity
Source: RefSeq, a predicted model, not a curated record